UAUUGUUCCAAGAUCAUCAUGCAGCGGCUGAACGAACUCGCCGUCCACCUGUCACUCCACCCUGAGGCGGCUGCCGGCGCUGCCCCUUCCACGACUGCACACGGCACGUACCACAGCGCUCCUAGUGCCACCAGCAAUUCCUCGACCGUUUCCAUUGACCUGCUCAACAAGUUUGUUGACAAGCACAACUUUGCAACCCGCAAGGCAAUGUGGGAGCUCCUCAAGGAGCCCCUGUUUGAGCUCGACUACAACAUGAGCAUCAAGCAGCUCCGUGAUUUGACGUUGCGUCGUCUUCAGCGACUGAGCGAUCUCGGUUAUCCCUACCAGAUGCUGGAUCCAAACUCCACCCCCGAGAGCCAAAUGGAGGUCUAUGCUCGCACCGAUUGCAUGUACAUGUACGACUGCAACCUGACUGUCAGGGUUGGUGCCCAUGUGAACCUUUGGGGAGGAUCUGUCAGGAAUCUCGGCACAGAGUACCAUCAUGAGAAAUAUCUCAAGGACAUUGCGUACAAUCGCCUCCCUGGAUGCUUUGCCAUGACCGAGCUUGGUCACGGUAGCAACGUGAAGGGCCUCGAGACGACCGCCACCUUUGACAAGGCAACCCAGGAAUUUAUCAUCAACACUCCGACCGAAUCUGCGCAAAAGUUCUGGAUUGGCAACGCCCUGACGGCUCACGCUGCCACCGUCUUUGCCCAGCUGCACAUUGGCGGCGUGAAUCGCGGUAUCCACGCGUUCAUUGUUCCGCUGCGUGAUGCAAACGGCAAGAUUCCCCACAACAUUCGGAUUGCUGACUGUGGCAUGAAGAUGGGUUUGAAUGGCGUGGACAAUGGUCGCUUUUGGUUUAACAAUGUCCGCAUUCCCCGCAUGAACAUGCUCAAUCGCAUGGCAAACGUGACUGAGGAUGGCGAAUACCUCUCCAUGAUUGAGGACAACGACAUGCGUUUUGGCGCCAUGGUGGCAGAGCUUGUUGCCGGUCGCGUGUCCAUGAUUGGCGGAAGCACCAACCUCGCCAAAGUUGGGCUGACAAUUGCUGUUCUGUACUCGAUCGCACGCCGUCAAUUCGGCCCUGACGACAGCCCCGAGCGGCCCAUCAUGGACUACCUGCUCCACCAGCGCCGCCUUGUCCCCGAGAUUGCCGGAGUGUAUGCCAUGAACGCUACCUCGCACUAUGUCCGCAACCUCUGGGUCAACCGCAGUGCCGAUUUCGAUGAGCGCAUUCGCCAAAUGAAGGAGAUUCACAUUCUUGCUUCGGGUCUCAAGGCGCUGUCUGGCUGGCAGAUGCGCCAGGCGCUGAGCACAUGCCGAGAGGCGUGCGGCGGACAAGGAUACGCGUCCUGGAACCGCAUUCCCGUGCUGAUGGCAGACUCGGACGUGUUUAUGACCUUUGAAGGCGACAACAAUGUUCUCUUGGUCCAGGUGGCCCGCCAGCUCGUCAAAGAAUACGCUCGUGCCAUGGAGAAGGGACAAGCCGGCAUUCCGCAGUUUGCCAAACCGACAGACCGUCUCGCACACAUGGCGGGAACUGCCCGCGGCGUGCCACUCUCGGCAGCCAAGCCCGUUGUCUGGGACGCUUCCGCGCAGCGCUUUGUGGAAGUCAACCUCAGCGCCUUUGACAACGGCAGCAAGCACCGCAAUGCAGAAUUCCAAAUGCGAAUCUUUGAAAUUCGCGAGUACGAUGCCAUCAAGCGUCUUAUCGCGGCGCUUUCUGCCAAGAAGGCUGCGGGUCACAACGACGACUCUGCUUGGAACCUUUGCGGUGAACUGGCGGCCGUGUGCGGCCAAGCGUACAUUGAACGCUUUGUUCUGACGCGGUUUAUCGAGGAUAUUCAGACCGAGUCGAGUGCGCCCGAGCGUCUGGUUCUCGAGAAGCUGCGUGCUCUGCACGCCAUGUGGCGUAUUACAACGCAGCCAAGCUUCUUGGCAUACCAGUUCAUUCCGCGCCAGGACAUUGAGAUUAUGGCGGAUGAAGUCAACGUCAUUUUGGCAGAGCUCCGACCUCACUUGGCCAACCUCGUCAAGGCCUUUGGCGUGCCGCAGCACCUACUCCCUGCCAUUACUUCCGAUUACGUCGCCGCACACUCCUGGGCGGAAACCCUGAAGGCAUCCGAGUUCAAGGGCAAUGUGUUCCAUCUUUAAGCUUUUUCCUGAGUGGGUUUUUCCAGAGUGGUUUUCGGAUUUCAACAAGAAGAAAACUUGUUACGCAAUGUACUAAUACAGCUUAUCACUAGAAAUACAAACAACACAACACAA
Molecule: messenger RNA, 2250 nt
Organism: Capsaspora owczarzaki ATCC 30864
Lineage: Eukaryota; Filasterea; Ministeriida; Capsasporidae
Product: acyl-coenzyme A oxidase 3
Exons: 12
Coding region: 19-2136 (705 amino acids)
Biological process (GO): fatty acid beta-oxidation using acyl-CoA oxidase; lipid homeostasis
Cellular component (GO): peroxisome
Molecular function (GO): acyl-CoA oxidase activity; fatty acid binding; FAD binding
Source: RefSeq, a predicted model, not a curated record